This is a messenger RNA of Syngnathoides biaculeatus (alligator pipefish), 4129 nucleotides long. RefSeq names its product nephronectin a (gene npnta). Gene Ontology annotation, cellular component: membrane. The transcript has 13 exons. The record is from RefSeq and is a predicted model, not a curated record. Gene Ontology annotation, molecular function: calcium ion binding. Lineage: Eukaryota; Metazoa; Chordata; Actinopteri; Syngnathiformes; Syngnathidae. The coding region runs from base 203 to 1972 and encodes 589 amino acids.
UGCGAGGAAGACGAAGGCGAGAGAGGAGGAGGAGGAGGAGGAGCGCCAGCGACAGCACCAGCACCCCGUGCGCUCUUUCUUUCUCCCCCAGCUCCGCACACUCGGAUCCAUCGCACAUGAUAACGCAAGCCGUGUGGUUUCUAGUACAGCACCGAAGAAGAAGACGCGUCGCUCGGGUUGUUGUUCCCCGUUGACGGACGUCAUGGACUCCUGGAUAAAGUUCAUCUUCAUGGUCGCCACCUUCUCCUGGGGAACGCGAGCCGAGUUUGACGGCAGGUGGCCGCGGCAGAUGGCGUCGUCCAACGGGCUGUGCCGCUACGGCGCCAGGGUGGACUGCUGCUGGGGAUGGACGCGCCGAUCUUGGGGUCACUGCCAGCCUCCCUUCGUCUUAACUCGCAGGCUAGUCGGGAUAAGAUGCCAGCCCCAAGCGCUUUGCCAGUCGGGUUGCAAGCACGGAGACUGCGUGGGGCCCAACAAGUGCAAAUGUCACCCGGGAUUCACGGGAAAGACUUGCAAUCAAGAUCUGAACGAGUGCGGUCUGAAGCCACGGCCUUGCAAACACAGGUGCAUGAACACCUACGGCAGCUACAAGUGCUACUGCCUCAACGGCUACAUGCUGAUGCCCGACGGCACCUGUGGAAACCUUCGCACUUGUGGCAUGGCCAACUGCCAGUAUGGCUGCGAGGUGCUGAAAGGAGAAGUCCGAUGUCAGUGUCCGUCUCCAGGGCUACAGCUGGCUCCGGAUGGCAGAACCUGCGUGGACGUGGAUGAGUGUGCGGCCGGGACCGCCGUGUGCCCCAGGUUCCGGAAGUGCAUCAACACCUUCGGCAGCUACAUCUGCAAGUGUCACGACGGGUUUGACCUGCAGUACAUCAACGGGAAAUACCAGUGCAUCGACGUGGAUGAGUGCUCCUUGGAGUUGGGUCGGUGUGGCGUCUACGCCACCUGCUUCAACACGCCGGGCUCGUACAAGUGCAAGUGCAAAGACGGCUACAGGGGGACGGGCCGCGACUGCAAACCCAUUCCCAAGGUGGUGAUAGACCCACCGAGGCCGGGGAAACUGCCCCCCGGCGACCACAACCACCUGCCCGACACAGACCAGAGGAGGUCCACCACCACGCUACGGCCGCCGGUCACCCACAGGAGGGUGUUCACCGUCGCCCCCAAAACGACGACUGUGCCCCCGAAGAGGACGACGACGACGACGAUAGCCCCUCGCAAGCCAUCAACUCCGACGCGGAAGCCCUUCGUCCCCACCAGGAGGCCGCCCCAACCGACCCGCAGGCCUUACGUCCCUCCGAGACCGGUGACCCCCACCAGACGAAGCCCGACGGCGACUCCGCCUCCGCCUCCGCGGGUGACCACAGUGGACAACAGCAUCCACAAGGACGUGACCAAGCAGCGAGGAGACGUGCACAUCCCGCGGGACCACGGCCGCAACACAGUGCUGGACUUUGACAUCGAGCUGGGCAACACGGCCGAUGAAGCCAAGGACGACGCCGAUUCGGGCUUCCUGAGCUGCUCUUUCGACGACGGCCUGUGCGGAUGGAUCCGAGACAAAGACGGCGACGUGCACUGGGAGACCACGCCGGACCCGGCAGGCGGUCGCUACCUCACCAUCCCCGAAGUGGGCAAGAAGAGGACGGGGCGGGGGGCGAGGCUGGUCCUCCCGCUGGCCCCGCCCUGGAACGAGGGCAACCUUUGCCUGUCGUUCCGCCACAAGCUGGCGGGCCACCACGUCGGCAUGCUGCAGGUGUUCGUGAAGAAGGGCGCCCGCUACAGCCCGGCCGUGUGGGGGAGGACGGGCGGCAACAGCUGGAGGCACACCCAGAUAACCUUGUGGGGGGCGGGCCUGGAGAGCGUGGUGCUGAAGGGCGAGCGGGGACGAGGGCGAAGCGGCGAGAUGGCGGUGGACGACGUCUCGCUAGCGAGGGGCUCCUGCACGGACGAUCGCGGCCCGACGAGUCUCUGAAGCGGCGGCUCGAGGGCGGAAUCGCGAAGAGAAAACAAUCGGAAGGUGGUCUGGAUGAGACGUGACCCCGCCCCCCACCCCCUGUUUGGACUCCUCUUCGCAUAUGGCGCCUCCUUGCGUCCGAUCCAGCGAACAGCAGCGGAUUGUGCUUCUCGAAAUGCAAAGACUGAACUGGACGCCAGCCUCGUCUGAGCCCGCGAGGUUCCCAUGGUAACGUCCGCUCGCAAACACCCCCCCCAGUCGCAUUUCUCUUCUUAUUCAUCUGAUCAAAUCGACAACACAUCAGCUCCACGAGAUGCAAAAAAGAAAAAAAUUCUUCACAAAAACAAACUUUGUCAUUGCACGUGGGGGGAAAAAAAAACCGCCGGGCGCAAAAUGCCGCAGUUGUUUUUUUUUGUUUUUUUUAUGGCAAAGUAAUGUUUUGGAAAGUUGAAAUUUGAUAAAAACAAGAGCAGAGUACAGUCAACCCUUGUUUAUAUUUUUGUGUUUGAGUCACACACAGUUGGUGAAAAUCUUCUAAUUUUACUCCUCCCAUAUCCUUAAAACACAUUUUAACCCAUUUAAAACACUCUUGAACUUAUUAAAAACACAUUUCAUGGAGUAUUCCUGAGCCCCUGCCUAGAAUUUGGAGACACUUGUAUAAAAUUAUUUUGAGUCAAAUAAUAUUUGUCACUCCAAGUUGGAGUUUACUCUGAAUUUGACACAAAAAAAGGACAAUCAAACAUUGUUAAUUUAAAUAAAAAUAUUCAACCGAGCCACAAAAUUUCACCGGACACAAGAUGGCUAGCUUGAUGCUAACACGGGAUGCGAAAUGCUACAGAUGUACUAAUGUAGAUUAGAUUUGAUGUUGCGGUGAUGAUAAUAAACCAUCAGAAAAAAAAAAUGUUUUUAUCGGGUGAAUUUCCAAUCCGAGGCUGUGCCGCCCGGCAUGUUGCAGCGCAGACUGGUACUACUGCGAAGGCGCGCAACUCUAAAAUGGGACCUGUCUGUAAACUGGAAAAAGCAAUUCAAAAUAUUUUUUUAAAAACACAAUUACUUCAAAAUCUGCGUUAUCUGCAGAGGCGGGAAACAUAAAACUGCGAUAUUGUGGCGGAUCGCGUUGCAGUGUUUUAAGAGAGAAGGGGGGGAAAAAAAACAUGAAAUAUUGCUGAAACGAUUUCAUGGUUUGUACGAGAAAAUGUAAAAUUACAAAAAUAAAUUUGACAUUUUAUGCUGAAGUUUUUUUUUUUUUUUUUCAGGAAAAAGUUGCUGGAUUACCAGAAUUGUUAUUUUUUUUAUAGGCAAAAAGUUUGAGUAUUGUUCCAAUGAGUCACAAUUUAGAUUAAAGUUGCCUUUUUAUGUGGGGUGGGCAAUUUAAGAGGAAAUAUUUUUUAAAGCAUUAAUAGUAUUUCACUAAGACUAAAUAUAUUUAACAUGGAGCAUUUUUUUUAUUUGGGGAGGAAAGUCAUAUUUUGUUGAGAAAAGUUAAAUAGAGAUUUAGCAAAAUUUAUGAAAAAAAAAUGGAUAUCGCAUGAUGAACACAAUUUUUGGGAAUUAAAAUACCGGAAGUAAUAUUGCGGGAAUAAAUCUAUAAUUUAUACAAAAAUAAAGAAAAAAAUUUGCUGGGGAAAAAAAAAAAAAAAAACCGAUCAAAAUAUCUCAAUUUCACAAGCAAAAAGUUGAGAUUGUAACGAGUAAUAAGAAUCCACAGAUGGUCAAAGUCAAUUUCUUCUUGAAUUACUUCAUGUAUUAUUCAAGUAUUCCAUUUUUUUCUCCAUGAAAUGACGUUAUGAAAAUUCCCUUUUUCCAUCCAAAUUUCACUCUCAUAAAAUGGCAACUUUUUUAUUCCCCCCGUGAUAUGAAAUGUGCGACUGGAUUUUCAUCAUGUUGUGGUCACACAAAAACUUACCAGCUUCAGUUUUUAAAUCUUUUUUUUUUUUUUUUUUUGUCCAUCGCUCAGUCAUGAGAUCAAGCCAUCGAUUUUAAAGUAUAUGCUUUAUUGUACAAUUAUCUAUCAAGUGCCGUUUGUUACAGCCAACUUUGAAGCCUUUUACAGAUUGUGUUCCUUUUAAUGUACAUACUCAAAUUUGUUGUGCGCUUUAGACAUAUAAAAAUGUAAAUCCGCCCGUGUUAAAGAAGGAAACUUCGAAAUGCUUGUGAUACUUUUUUUUUUUUUUU